UUUCUUAUUUUUAACAACGCAAUAAAGUGUCUAUUGAGGUUAAAACAAAAUUUAAUACGUCUUGUUAAAUAAAUAAAUAAAUAAAUAAAUACAAUGCGUUCAAUUUUAAUAACUGGAUGUAACAGAGGAUUGGGAUUGGGUUUAGUUCAACAUCUAACUCAAUUACCAAAUCCACCAGAAAAAAUAUUUGCUACUUGUCGUGACAUAAAUAAAGCUGAUAAAUUACGAGAAAUCGCUGAAAGAUCAAAUAAUGUCCACAUCAUAAAAGCAGAUCUGAAAGAUUUGAAAGAUUAUGACCGAAUUGUAAAUGAAGUCAGCUCGCAUGUUGGAGAUGCUGGUUUGAAUGUCCUGUUUAAUAACGCCGCUAUAAUGACACAGUCAACAAAACUUGAAGGAGUCAAAGCUGAAGAUUUAACAGAAGUUUAUUUUGUCAAUACUGUGGUACCCAUAAUGUUAACCAAGGCAUUUCUGCCUCUGCUAAAAAAAGCCGCGACAGGAAAACAGGGUAUGGGAGUAGACCGCGCUGCUGUUAUCAACAUGACAUCUUUGAUGGGAAGCAUUGCAGACAACGGAUCAGGUGGAGCUUAUCCGUACAGAUGCAGCAAAGCGGCGCUAAAUGCCGCCACCAAGUCGAUGAGUGUCGAUCUGAAAGACGACGGAAUCCUGGUGGCUUGCAUGCAUCCGGGAUGGGUAAAAACGGACAUGGGUGGUAGUAACGCGCCAAUGGAUAUUGAUUCCAGUGUUCAGAAUAUGGUUAAAACUGUUCUAGGACUCUCUGAGAAAGAUAAUGGAACUUUUAUUAGAAACGACGGUACCAUUUUGCCCUGGUAAAAUAUUACAAAUAAAUUAUUUUCGCACUCAAAAUAAUAUUAAAUAUAAUUAAAAGAAUUUUGUAAUUUUUUAAUGGCUAAGUGGCAAAAAAAUAAUCAA
Messenger RNA from Microplitis demolitor, 930 nucleotides. Its product is annotated as C-factor. The record is from RefSeq and is a predicted model, not a curated record. Lineage: Eukaryota; Metazoa; Arthropoda; Insecta; Hymenoptera; Braconidae. The transcript has 5 exons. The coding region runs from base 94 to 831 and encodes 245 amino acids.